Messenger RNA from Thamnophis sirtalis, 1147 nucleotides. RefSeq names its product P2Y purinoceptor 14-like. The record is from RefSeq and is a predicted model, not a curated record. Gene Ontology annotation, molecular function: G protein-coupled purinergic nucleotide receptor activity. Gene Ontology annotation, cellular component: membrane. Gene Ontology annotation, biological process: G protein-coupled receptor signaling pathway. NCBI's taxonomy places the organism in Eukaryota, Metazoa, Chordata, Lepidosauria, Squamata, Natricidae.
CUAAUACUUUAUUUUAGAAGGUUGCCUUUUUACUUGCAAUGGCAUGUGACCAUAUGAUAUUUUAAAAGAGAGAAAUGCAUGGAAAUUAUUUUCUUAAUCUUAACUUGAUUUUUUUUUCAGGACUGCAAAUCAACUGAACAUGGUUGAUUCAAGGAAUACUUCAGAAAGUAACUGCGAUAGAAAUGAAAUCAUUACACAACAAAUUAUUCCAUUGCUCUACGGUUUCAUCUUCAUAGGUGGAAUACUGUUAAAUGCAGUGGCAGCUUGGAUCUUUCUUCAUAUUCCUAGCAAGACAAGUUUUAUUGUUUAUCUCAAGAACAUUGUCGCAGCCGACCUUAUUAUGAGCUUAACUUACCCUUUUAAAAUAGUUUUUCACUCCAAAAUUGGACAUUGGCAGCUCGACUUUGUUUUCUGCCGCUUUUUUGCUGUCAUCUUUUACCUAAAUAUGUAUAUUAAUAUAACAUUAUUUGGACUCAUUGGCUUUGACAGAUGCUUUAAAGUAAUGAAGCCCCAAUUCAGCACUUCUGCUUUCAGUGUCCGGUGUAGCAAAAUUGUAUGUCUGGUCUUAUGGCUGCUACAGAUUGUUAUCUCUUUUCCCAAUAUUAUUUUAACAAACCAACUUCCUACAAAAAACAAUUCAAUUGACUGUAUGAAGUUCAAAAGCCCUCUUGGAGUCCAGUGGCACUUAGUUUCAAACUACACAUGCCUAGGAACUUUCUGGAUUGUGUUUUUUCUCCUAAUUGUCUUCUACAGUUCCAUUGCCAAGAAAAUAUAUAUUUCCCACCAAAAAUUUAAGAAAAACUCCACACUGGCAAAGAAAAAGACCAACCGAAACAUUUUCACCAUCAUGUUUGUGUUUAUCGUUUGCUUUGUUCCAUAUCACCUGGUCAGAGCCCCAUAUACUUUAAAACAAAUCAAACCUGAUUAUGAUUGUGAGAUUGAAAAUAUACUGUAUUACCUAAAAGAAUUUACAUUGAUACUGUCAGCUGCAAAUGUUUGUCUUGAUCCAGUUAUUUACGUAUUCCUUUGUCAACCGUUUAAGGAAAAACUGUACCAAAAAUUGCAUCUGAAAGUUAAAACAUUUGAAGAGUUCAAAAAUUCUAAAUCAAUGUCAAAUGCUAUUGCUGAAACAGUUACUAAUUUAUAA